Messenger RNA from Aspergillus steynii IBT 23096, 1935 nucleotides. Its product is annotated as putative CorA family metal ion transporter. Lineage: Eukaryota; Fungi; Ascomycota; Eurotiomycetes; Eurotiales; Aspergillaceae. The transcript is spliced from 5 exons. Bases 1 to 1935 code for a protein of 644 amino acids. Gene Ontology annotation, molecular function: cobalt ion binding; cobalt ion transmembrane transporter activity; magnesium ion binding. Gene Ontology annotation, biological process: transmembrane transport; metal ion transport. The record is from RefSeq and is a predicted model, not a curated record. Gene Ontology annotation, cellular component: membrane.
AUGGAGGGAUAUCCCCUUGAUCGUUUACGGACCGCAGAGGCGCCAUCAGACUCUCACAGUGUCAUUGACAUAGAAGCACAUCCCGGCUCAAUUACGCAAGAUGCAAUCUCCCCGACGACUCGCAUCCCCCCGUCUAUCCCCCCUGACGAUGGCUCGACAUACCCCGAAAUGCUUCCUCCUGCCGCUCGAGUGAUUUCCAACGAGACGAUCAAAAAUCGCACACGACGCUCGAACACCGCGCGCACGUAUCAUCCGGACUCGGUGGCUCACGAUCCCAACUGGCAACCGGGAACAGAGCCUGGCAUUGAUCCCACAAAGCCACUUCCGGCAUAUAAUGCAGACUGGAUGAGUAACAUACCUUCUGAUCUGCAUAAAAGAUGCGAGAUUAUAGUGGUGGAUUUUUCGCAACAUGAAAUGCGACAGUACGAGCUUGAUAAUGACACGCUAGGGCCAUUCCUUGCCAAGGAGAGAGAGCCAUGGGUUCAGUGCAGAUGGAUCAACGUCAACGGUCUCAGCUGGGAUGUGAUCAGAGCUUUGGGGAACCACAAAGGCCUGCACAGGCUGGCAAUCGAGGAUUUGAUCAACACAACGAAUCGUACUAAAGUGGACUGGUACUCGGACCACGCAUACAUCGUGCUCACACUGCAAAAGCUGAUCAAGCUACACGAGGAGAGCAGCGACUCAGACGACGAACCUGAAGGUAGACAAUCUCAAUGGAAAACUGAUCGAAAGGGCUCGUCUACGAGUAUCAAAAGCUCAUCUACGAAGAAGCCUACCAGACACGGCCUUGUACUAACGGCAUUGAAAGACAUCUUUGGGAUCAGGUCUCGCAAGGAGAUAUUGCGUGAUAAAUACACCGCUGGUGGUAGCAUCCGUCCUUCGUCAGGAAAGUCCAUGCCUGGUGGGGCUGAUGAUGCUCCUCAAACUGGAAACCCGUUUCGAAGUAUUCAGCGUUUCCGCGGGGGACCAAACGAGGAUAGAAUUGCAUUCAUGGAACGCCAUGCAGUUCUAGCUUCCAAGGGAUUGGGGGUUACUCUUGAACAAGUGUCGAUAUUUUUGCAUGGAGACAAUACCGUUACUUCCUUUUUUGAAACAAGCGCCGACGAUAUCGAGGUCCCGAUAGUCCGUCGCCUUAGUUCUCCAGAGACGAUUCUGCGCCAGUCGUGUGAUGCCAGCAUGGUUGCACAGGCCAUUCUCGAUGCGAUCAUCGAUCUCGCGAUCCCAGUGACUAUGGCUUAUCAAGACGCGAUGGGUGACCUGGAGCUGGAUGUUCUGACGGACCCGGACAUCGACCAAUCGAAGAGUCUCUACAUUCUGACAUCUGAGAUUGCUAUUUUGCGGAGCUCGAUGCAGCCAAUUGUGACGGUGAUCAAUGCUCUCCGAGAUCAUAGGUCGGACCUUAUCAGCACUCCAGGUCUUGGUGUGUUCAAGAACUUAGGACCAUCGACGCCUGCCGGAGUCGAUGCAGGGACAUAUUUUGGGGCUGGUGCGCCAAACUUGAAGAACCUGAGCGGCACAAGUAUUUCUAUUAGUCCUAUGUGUCAUACGUAUUUGGGGGAUGCACUAGACCAUUGCAUUACAAUUGUUGAGGGAUAUGACCAAAUGAGACGAGCUGCCGACAACAUGAUCGACCUAAUAUUUAAUACUAUUGGGGCAUAUCAGAACGAAAGCAUGAAGCAACUUACUCUUGUGACUUGCUUCUAUCUCCCUUUGACCUUCCUAACGGGCUACUUCGGUAUGAACUUUGAGAGCUUCUUUGCAAUCAAGCACAGCGAUGCAUAUUUUUGGAUGAUUGCUGUCCCUUUUGUAUUUGCGACCACGGUAUUUCUAAUGCGUGAUAAACUGAAGCGUUACAUUGUUCUACUCGCUCAGAGACGUCUAAUCACCAGCUCACGGAAACAGCGGCGGAGGGAGAAGGCCACGAAAAGAUCCUGA